CCCGCUCGACCGAGGCUGCACCUCCCGAGAUCCUUCAGGCAUCUUGAAUAUAACACCGGAUCCAGGCGGAAUAACUCCAUACAAACCACACAAAACAAAAAACAAAAACAAACAAAAGAAUACAAGAAGGAAUAUUUAGUUCCGGAGCAAGUUUAAGGAAUACAAUCGCUAAACCGAAGAGUUUAUUUCCACCUCCCCGCGCGACUGCAGACAUGAGGAUUCUAAGAGUCGCGCUCCUGCUCGUUCACGCCUUCGUGAUGUCUCGGCUGGCGAGCGGUGCUGUGGUUGACAGGCACGAGAGUGAGAGGCAACAGCACACGGCUGUCAUCAACCUGUUGGACACACACAACGAGAGACGGACAGAGGGCGACAGUAUUGCUGUGGACAGGCCGUCGGUGGAGUACGGUGGAGAGGAGGAGGAUGAGGAGUACUAUGACUACUACUAUGAAGAUGAGGAUGAUGACGGUGGCAUGUCCGGAGACUAUGAGGUCGAACUGCCUCGAGUUGCUAUGUCCAGCAAGCCCAAGGACCCGUCUCCCAUUUUGGAUGCAGAGACGGGUGAGGGGAAGAGAAGGAGAGGAAAGGGAAAAAGGAGGGGAAAGGGCAAGGGAAAGAAGAGGAAUCCAUGUUUGAGGAAGUAUAAAGAUUUCUGCAUUCACGGCACCUGCCAGUACCUGAGGGACAUCCCUGCACCUUCCUGUGUAUGUCAUCCAAGUUACUCUGGGGUGCGGUGUGAGUUCUUCACCCUGCCGGUGGAGGGGAGGACCCAGGAGGGCUACAGCAGGACCACAGCACUCGCUGUGGUGGCAGUGGUGCUGUCUUCUCUCUGUCUCACCAUCAUAGGCCUUCUAUUAGCACUCAGGUUUCAUAAGCGGGGAGCGUAUGAUGUGGAGAAUGAGGAGAAGGUUAAACUAGGGUUAGCCCCCAACCACUGAGGAGACAGACAGGGGAAAGGAUGCGGAAAUUCUACCUCAAAAUAGAAAGGGGAAGUGAACUGCGAAAAACCUGGAGGAACAAGGAACGUACAUGAAGAAGGGAACAGAGUGGGCGUGCCCCGUAUCCUGGCACUCUUAACCCACAAACUGGAUGGAACAAUCAGAUGUAACUGGGCAGCUCAGGACUGUCCGGAGGGCCUCACGAGUCACGACCUGUGUGGAAAGAGCCUGCCUGAAACUGGAAUACUGAUUGACCCAGAGAACGGACUAGAUAUGUAAUGAGCACAUGGAGGUCAAGCGGUAGAGGUACAAGAAGGAGGAAUGUGUCUAGACUCGGUGCUCGUUUUGGUUACCAGGCGCUUUUAGACUGAACAGGAUACAUCUUUGCAACCCCCCCACCCCCUACGCCCGACAACACGACAAUGAGAGCUCAACAUGGAGUAUCUCCAUUGUUCGUUUGUUUGUUUCUUUUUUUUCAACAGACAGCAUUUUAUAUUUUCCCGCACACGUUCGUCAGUUUUUUUAGUGUACUGUAAACCUUUUAUUUAUACAAUACUUAUUUUAAUUUAUUUAUUUAUGUGUUGCUGUAUUUAUGCAGAAUUCUAACUACUCUCAUCCACUCAAAAUGCACUGUCAGUUUGUAAAAACAACAAAAACAACAACAACAUCAACAACAAAAAAAUGAAGUUACUGUUAGUCUUUUUGUAUUUGAUGCAAAUCAAUAUUUAUUAAUAAUGAACCUUAGAAAGGCAAACAUCACCCCUGAUUGUGGACGAACAAAUAUUUCAAAAUAAGAGCCUUCCAUAGAUAUCAGAUAACUGGCUUUGAUUUUAGCACGCAGUAGCUGCUGAAUAGCAACUGUGAUGAAUAGAGCGAUCAGCUAGACACCAAAUAUGUGUCCUGCCCUAAAUGUUACACGGGCACAAUCCCGUCUGCCAUUAUGAUGCAUUGAUUUUUGAGGUCUGCCUAGAUGUUUGAUCAAUAGCCAUCCAAGUCAUGCAUCCGGCUUCUGUGUCUCUGUAUUGCUAAGAAAAGUCGAAAAGGGAGUCAGUUAUCCUGCCGAAGGCCUUGUUUGGACGAGGCGUGGUAGAAGGUGUUGGGUAGAAACACUAACAUGUUGUAUUGUUGUCUUACCAUGGGUAACAGAAAAAGUGGCAACUCACUUGGUGGACGGUGCACACUGAGAUCCAUGUUAAGCUAUUGAUGAAAAAAAAAUGUGAAUUCAAGUUUCAGUCUUUUCAAAACAACCUGCCUUGCAGUUUGAAGUGAUUUCAGUUUAAGAAAGAUGUUUUUUUUUCUUUCGGAAAGAAAUAAAACUUUUUAUCUCAGAAUUUAUAA
Messenger RNA from Lampris incognitus (smalleye Pacific opah), 2273 nucleotides. RefSeq names its product heparin-binding EGF-like growth factor a (gene hbegfa). NCBI's taxonomy places the organism in Eukaryota, Metazoa, Chordata, Actinopteri, Lampriformes, Lampridae. Gene Ontology annotation, biological process: epidermal growth factor receptor signaling pathway; positive regulation of cell population proliferation; positive regulation of mitotic nuclear division. The transcript has 6 exons. The record is from RefSeq and is a predicted model, not a curated record. Bases 213 to 935 code for a protein of 240 amino acids.